GAGCACCGCCGCCCCUCCUGCAGCCCCCGGCGGGAGCAUCGCGCUGCGGGUCACCUUGCAGGGAGGAAAAUGGGAGCCACUGCCCCAGUGUGAGCCGUCUCUAAGGUACAACAAGAUAAAGACCACCCAUCCCACUCCCUCAGACACCUCCCAGUAUGGAUGGCUUGGUUGAGCAGAACAGCGUGCUAAUGCACAACAAGAUCGCUGAAGCCGGGAAAAGGAAUGGUUUAAUUAAUACAAGGAACUUAGUGGCAGAGAGCCGAGAUGGUCUGGUCUCUGUGUACCCGACCCCCCAGUACCAGAGCCACCGAGCGGGCAGCCUUUCCUCUCCGAGCUGCCUGGAGAACGGCAGGAAUGACCCCGUGCAGCAGCUCCUGGACCCCAACAUGCUGCAGCAGACAGUGGAGUCUCACUACCGGCCCAACAUCAUCCUCUACUCGGAGAAUGUGCUGCGCUCGUGGGGCGAGAGCAUUGGCUCGGAGUGCUGUGAAACUACCUUCAUUGAGGACCGCUCUCCCACCAAAGACAGCCUGGAGUACCCAGACAGCAAGUUCAUUGAUCUCUCAGCAGAUGACAUCAAGAUUCACACCCUUUCCUAUGAUGUGGAGGAAGAGGAGGAUUUCCAGGAGCUAGAGAGCGAUUACUCAAGUGACACUGAAAGCGAAGACAAUUUCCUGAUGAUGCCACCUAGAGAUCAUCUCGGCCUCACUGUGUUCUCCAUGCUCUGCUGCUUCUGGCCAUUGGGAAUUGCUGCCUUUUACCUGUCUCAUGAGACAAACAAAGCAGUAGCCAAGGGGGACUUCCACCAUGCAAGCUCCAGCUCCCGGCGAGCACUCUUCCUGGCUGUCCUGUCCAUCACAAUCGGAACUGGCAUCUACGUUGGGGUGGCCGUGGCUCUUAUUGCCUAUCUGUCCAAAAACAAUCAUUUAUGAGCCUCAGGAAAGGGGGAGAACCAGCCACCCGGUGCCUGCACUGCAGAACUCCCCAGCAGAUCAGACUGCAUGAUUUUCCAAAAAGAUCAAGAGACAAACACCUUCUGGGGGCAGGUACAGGAUUAGA
Messenger RNA from Gymnogyps californianus (California condor), 1059 nucleotides. It is a transcript of the gene SYNDIG1, whose product is annotated as synapse differentiation inducing 1. The coding region runs from base 156 to 932 and encodes 258 amino acids. NCBI's taxonomy places the organism in Eukaryota, Metazoa, Chordata, Aves, Accipitriformes, Cathartidae. Gene Ontology annotation, biological process: synaptic vesicle clustering; positive regulation of synapse assembly. Gene Ontology annotation, cellular component: excitatory synapse; intracellular membrane-bounded organelle; postsynaptic density membrane. The record is from RefSeq and is a predicted model, not a curated record. The transcript has 4 exons.